This is a messenger RNA of Colletotrichum chrysophilum, 1437 nucleotides long. RefSeq lists its product as uncharacterized. Gene Ontology annotation, cellular component: plasma membrane. The transcript is spliced from 4 exons. Lineage: Eukaryota; Fungi; Ascomycota; Sordariomycetes; Glomerellales; Glomerellaceae. The record is from RefSeq and is a predicted model, not a curated record. Bases 1 to 1437 code for a protein of 478 amino acids. Gene Ontology annotation, biological process: ammonium transmembrane transport. Gene Ontology annotation, molecular function: ammonium channel activity.
AUGUCUCUCUACGCCCUUCCUUACAAUGGAACCGAGGGCGAGGCCGACGCCGGCUACUCGACCAACGUCACCGACUUCAAUGUCUUCUACGAGUCUGGUGAUAUGGCCUGGAUCAUGGUCUGCUCAGCACUCGUGCUGCUCAUGAUUCCCGGUGUCGGUUUCUUCUACUCGGGUCUGGCUCGCCGCAAGUCGGCGCUGUCCCUAAUUCUGAUAUCGAUGAUAUGUGUUGGAGUGGUGGGCUUCCAAUGGUUCUUCUGGGGUUACACCUUGACCUUCUCUCACACCGGCUCCGUCUUCCUCGGCGACAUGUCGAACUUUGGUCUGAAGGAUGUCGUCGCCCAGCCCUCCGUCGGCUCGACUAAGCUCCCGGAUAUUCUGUUCUGCCUCUACCAGGGCAUGUUCGCUGCCAUUACUCCUGCCCUCGCUCUUGGUGCCAUCGCCGACCGCGGUCGCAUCCUCCCCGCCAUGGUGUUCGCCUUCAUCUGGGCCACCAUCGUCUACGACCCGAUUGCUUACUGGACCUGGAACGGCAACGGCUGGCUGUUCACCCUCGGCUCCCUCGACUUUGCCGGAGGUACUCCCGUCCACAUUUCCUCCGGUUCCGCCGCUCUCGCCUACUCCCUCAUGCUCGGCAAGCGCACCGGUUACAACAAGGUUCACGGUCUCCCCUACCGUCCCCACAAUGUCACCCAUGUUGUGCUUGGCACCGUGUUCCUCUGGGUCGGUUGGUUCGGCUUCAACGGCGGUUCUGCCCUUGCAUCCAACAUCCGUGCUGUCAUGGCCUGCUUCAACACCAACCUCGCUGCUGGUGUUGGCGGUGUGACCUGGAUGCUGCUCGACUACCGCCUCGAGAAGAAGUGGUCGACGAUCGGAUUCUGCUCUGGUGCCAUUUCUGGCCUUGUGGCUAUUACCCCCGGUGCUGGUUUCGUCACUCCCUGGGCUUCCGUCAUCUUCGGAAUCGUUGGUGGAAUUGGCUGCAACUUUGCGACCAAGCUCAAGUUCCUCCUUGGCAUUGACGAUGGCCUGGAUGUCUUCGCUGUUCACGGCGUCGGUGGUAUCCUCGGCAACAUCAUGACCGGUAUCUUUGCUGCUUCCUACAUUGCUGCUCUCGAUGGUGCCUUGGUCAUCGAUGGUGGCUGGAUCGAGCACAACUACGUCCAGCUCGGCUACCAGCUUGCUGGUUCCGUCGCCGGUUUCGCCUGGUCUUUCGUCCUGACCUGCCUGAUCCUCUUCCUCAUGAACCUCAUCCCCGGUCUCAGCCUCCGUGUCCACGUCGAUGACGAGGACCUCGGUCUCGAUGACACCCAGCUCGGCGAGUUCGCCUACGACUAUGUCGAGGUCACCCGCCACGUCUCCGACCUCGUCGGCAGCGGAAGCAGCCACGACCAGACCGUUGGAGGCUCUGCCCACAGCUCUCUCCCUGAGAAGACCGUUUAG